GCCAUGUGAUAAAUGGAUUCCCUCAGCUUAAUCAAUGGCUCCUCUGGGAGCAAAGAGCUGGCCAUCGGGGAGGAUUCAUCUGACGUGACCCUGAAUCACCCGCUGCUAGAGCUGGGAGACAGCACCAAGCUUCUUGGGGUCCAGGUGGUCCUGAUCUUGGCAUAUUCUACCAUCAUCCUUUUGGGUGUUGUGGGGAACUCCCUGGUGAUUUAUGUGGUUUACAAAUUUAAGACACUUCGUACUGUCACAAACUUCUUCAUUGCAAACCUAGCCGUGGCUGAUCUGCUCGUCAACACGUUGUGUCUCCCGUUCACGCUGGCUUACACUCUACUUGGGGAAUGGAAGUUUGGACAAGUGCUUUGUUUCACUCUGCCGUAUGCUCAAGGUCUCGCUGUUCACGUCUCUACAAUUACAUUAAAUGUAAUUGCACUGGAUCGGCAUAGAUGCAUCGUUUAUCACCUAGACUCUCGAAUGUCAAAAGACACCUGCUUUCUGGUCAUUGCCAUCACCUGGGUAGUAAGCGCUGUUCUGGCUAGCCCACUGGCCAUAUUCAGAGAGUAUGGGAUUGUAGAUCUUUCUCCAGGUGACUCCAUUGAGGUUUGUGGAGAGAAGUGGCCUGACAGUAGUACAGACAGCACUCUAUACUCAAUCUCCACGCUGCUGCUGCAGUAUGUGUUGCCUCUGGCAAUCAUCUCUUUUGCCUACAUCCGUAUCUGGAUUAAACUCCGCAAUCACAUCAGCCCAGUUGGUCGCCAUGACAGGCACCAGCGCCGCCGCAAGACCACCAAGAUGCUGGUUAACAUGGUCGUGGUGUUUGCGGUCAGCUGGUUGCCUUUCCACGCUUUCCAGCUCACCAUUGACAUUGACCACAGCGUGUUGGACAUGAAGGACUUCAGGCUUCUUUACACUGUUUUCCACAUUGUGGCCAUGUGCUCGACGUUUGCCAACCCACUGCUGUAUGGCUGGAUGAACCGGAACUACCGCAGCGCCUUUGUUUCGGUUUUCCGUUGCAAGGAACGGCUUGAUUUGUUGCACGCCGAGGGCCAGGCUGCCACAGCAGUUUGCAACAAACCCAAAAAAGCUUUAGAAGCCCAAGAUAUAGUGACGACACAUCUCAAUGCAACAGAUGUCUGAGAUGACAAAGGUGAGGAUACUGAAAGGACUCCUGAUGUCAAAUCGAAUCUGUGGAGGAUUCGUCAUGGUGGGGAACGUCCUGGUGAUUUAUGUGGUUUCCAAAUUAAGACACUUCAUACCGUCACCAAUUUCUUUAUGGCACAACUUGCCAUGGCCGAUCUGCCUGUCAUCAUGGUGUGUCCCAUCUAUGCUGGCUUACACUCUACUGUGGGAAUGGAGUUUGGAAGUACUUUGUUUCACUUUACUGUAUGCUCAAGGUCUUGCUGUCCAUGUCCCAGUGUUAAAUGAAAUUGUGCUGGUGGCAACAUCACAACAAUGUGACCUAGCUAAAUUCUAUGUUGUGAACUCAGUGCAGUAAAAGAGCACAGUCUUGAAGAUCUUCUCAUCUACAUUAAUGCAUCUUCACCAAGAUCUAUAAGGUGGUUGAAUAUACUUAUACUCGA
This is a messenger RNA of Sinocyclocheilus anshuiensis, 1577 nucleotides long. RefSeq names its product neuropeptide Y receptor type 2-like. Bases 13 to 1134 code for a protein of 373 amino acids. Gene Ontology annotation, molecular function: neuropeptide Y receptor activity. Lineage: Eukaryota; Metazoa; Chordata; Actinopteri; Cypriniformes; Cyprinidae. The record is from RefSeq and is a predicted model, not a curated record. Gene Ontology annotation, biological process: G protein-coupled receptor signaling pathway. The transcript has 4 exons. Gene Ontology annotation, cellular component: membrane.